This is a messenger RNA of Penicillium coprophilum, 387 nucleotides long. RefSeq lists its product as uncharacterized. The transcript has a single exon. The coding region runs from base 1 to 387 and encodes 128 amino acids. NCBI's taxonomy places the organism in Eukaryota, Fungi, Ascomycota, Eurotiomycetes, Eurotiales, Aspergillaceae. The record is from RefSeq and is a predicted model, not a curated record.
AUGUCUCACCCUCCAGCACAACAGGACUCCGCCAAUCCUCUAGGUCUUCCAAUCUACGAAUGCUGGUUCUGUCCAACACGAUGGGUAGGAUUCUCCAGUCUUCUCUUUCACCUUGAAGACGGCUGCUGCGUGAAGAAGGACCGCAUCCGCACCCUCGCCUUCGAGUGCCCCGAAUAUGGCUUCUAUGGAAACCAACUCACCGACGAUAAUCCCUUCUUCUGUUUCCACUGCCAAUCUCAGUUUCCUCAAAUUUCAUACCUUUAUUAUCAUGUCGAACGCAGCUCUUCCUGUUCGCACUUGCUUGACAAAUCUGAGUGCCUAGAUGCUCUCCGUGACUUCUACAUCGAGUACUAUGAGUGCCCUGGUACGGAUUACAUCCACUUUUGA